AUGCGCAAGAUCUCGUCGCUUUUCGCGGCCGCGGCCGGCCUCGUGUUUGCAGCGCUGCUGUCGUCCGCCGCAGCGCAAAGCUGCACCGCCUCGACGCUCGCGGGCUACGACUGCAUGUCGACGCGGCCGUUCGGCGACAUCGUCAUCCACUGGGUCGAGCCGUCCGCCGCCGUCGCAAGCAGCAACACGCCGACCGUCACGCUCGCCAUCCAGGGCCCGGAGCGCAGCUACAUCGCCCUCGGCUGGUCCCAGAACGGGUUCAUGGUGCCUGGGUACGCGGUGUUCGGCUGGACGGACGGCGCGACGGGCACGGUGCAGGUCCGCAGGCUGUCGGGCAAGUCGUCGUCCUCGGUGACGCAGGGCAGCGACGUGACGCUCACGAACGAGAGCAUCGAGGUCAGUGGCGGGCGGUACACCAUGCGCUUCACCGUCGAGGCCGCGGGCAGCGGGAACUCGGCGGAGCUCCCGCUGCUCAGCCCCACGGGCUCGAACAGGUUCAUCUGGGCGCUAGGGUCGUCGUCCAACCCCAAGGGCACCAUCGCGACGCACGCGACGCGCGAGACGAACGUGCAGCUGACGAUCAACCAGGCCACGAACGCGCCGCAGGCCACGAACGCGCCGCAGGCCACGACCGUCGCGCCGACGACGGCGCCGCCUGCGUCCGGGUGCGGCGACGCGCAGGCGUCGACUCUGGCCAGCGCGGGCUUCACAUGCAUGACGUCGCCCAGCGCAGGCGUCAACGUGCACUGGGCGACGCCGAACGCCGGGGCUGCGAGCGUGCGGUUCGCGAUGGAGGCCGCGGACACGUCGUACAUCUCCGUCGGGUUCGCGCAGUCGCCCGGCGUGAUGAUCGGCAGCACCGCCGUCAUCGCGUGGGUGGACAACGGCGUGGCGUCGAUCCGCGCGUACGAGCUGCAGUCCAAGGUGCAGGCCGGGAUCGUGCCGAGCUCGUCCGUCGCGCUCACCGACGCGUCCGUGCAGCUCGUCGGCGGCAACCUGCUGAUGCAGUUCACCAUCCCGACGGCGCGGCGGCGCGGCGGACGCGCGCUGCAGAGCCUCCCGACGACGUCGGGCGCCACGCAGAUGCACUGGUCGCUCGGCAGCGCCGGGAACCCGAAGGGGCAGCUCACCACGCACGCGACGCGCGGGUCGUUUGCGGUGUCGCUGGAGAGCGGCGCGGUGGCGUCGGUGGAGAACCCGCUGCACGACGUGUACGUCACGCACGGGGCGCUGGCGCUCACGGCGUUCGCGUUCCUGUACCCGGUCGCCGUGGCGUUCGCGGCGUUCCGCAGCGGCAUGCGGGAGGCGAAGAGUCCGUGGGGCACGGACGUGUGGUUCGAGGUGCACCGGGCGUGCUCGACCAUCGCGCCCAUCCUGGCGCUGAGCACGCUGAUCUACAUGAUCAUGGAAAUGAAGGACAGCGGGGGCCACACGCACGACACCAUCCUCGACGUGCACGUCGCGUUCUCGUACGUGCUCGUGGCGCUGGGCGGCGCCAACGCGAUCAGCGGGUGGCUCCGUCCGGGCUUUGACAAGAGCUGGCGGAAGAUCUGGUUCUGGGCGCACCGCGUGACGGGGAUGACCGUGGUGCUCCUCGGCAUCGUGCAGUGCUGCCUGGGCAUGAGCCUGAUGGCGGACCGCGACGACGACACGGACGGCAUGAUCGCCGCGUUCGGCGUGUUUGGUGGGGUGGCGCUGGUGACGGCUGUCGCGCUCGCCGUGUCGGCGGCGACGUACGCGCCCGCCGCGGUCAAGGACACGUCGCACAACGGCACCAACGUGCAGGCGUGGUCGUGA
Pedinophyceae sp. YPF-701 is the source of this 1797-nucleotide messenger RNA. Lineage: Eukaryota; Viridiplantae; Chlorophyta; Pedinophyceae. The record is from the annotation of a GenBank genome assembly.